This is a messenger RNA of Brassica oleracea var. oleracea, 2439 nucleotides long. RefSeq lists its product as uncharacterized. The transcript has 8 exons. NCBI's taxonomy places the organism in Eukaryota, Viridiplantae, Streptophyta, Magnoliopsida, Brassicales, Brassicaceae. The coding region runs from base 1 to 2439 and encodes 812 amino acids. The record is from RefSeq and is a predicted model, not a curated record.
AUGAAUAUCAAAACUGAUCAUAACUUACUUGAAGCUUGUAUGGAUGCGUGGGCUGAGUCGUUUAAAGAGUAUUUGUCAGAAGAUAAUUUGUGUGCUGAAUCUUAUUAUGAGAUUCAGAAACUUGUUCAUAGUCUUAGCUUACCUUCAGAGAUGAUAGAUGUGUGUAUAGACAACUGUAUGAUCUACUGGAGGAAAGAUGCAGAAUUGUUGGAGUGUAAAUUUUGCAAGAAGCCACGAUAUAAACCAGAAGGACGGGGGCGGAAUAGGGUACCGUACCAGCGGAUGUGGUACUUACCUAUUACAGAUAGACUGAAGAGAUUAUAUCAAUCUGAAAAGACUGCAGCAUCGAUGAGAUGGCAUGCCGAACAUACUCAGAAGGAAGGCGAGAUCAAUCACCCAUCAGAUGCAAAAGCGUGGAAACACUUAAAUUCGGUUCACAAAGAUUUUGCAAGCAACAUUCGCAAUGUUUAUCUUGGAUUAUGCACAGAUGGAUUUAGUCCUUUUGGAAUGUCUGGAAGACAAUACUCGCUUUGGCCAGUCAUCCGGACGUCAUACAACCUUCCACCAGAGAGGUGUAUGGAAAGAGAAUUUCUUUUCAUGAGUAUAUUGAUACAUGUGCCUAAGCAUCCGAAGUGGUCUCUCGAUGUUUUCCUACAACCUCUGAUAGAAGAAUUGAAGGAAUUAUGGUUGGACUACGCAUGGGAGACUAGCUUGUCCUUAUUGUAUGGGAAGCAAAGAUGCAUUUCAGCUGUAGCAUGGUCAAAAGUGGUUGUACGGGACACUGCACCACCUUAUUUAUCUAGAGAGGAAAUCGAGAAAGAUAUUGAUUACUAUGGUGCAGAAGAAACAAUCAGCAAAGGAGGUAAUUGGCAUACUACUGCAAAUAUGGCUGCUGAGAAGAACUUCGUUGACAACAUCAUCAAUACAUUAUUGAACGUCUCAGGGAAGACAAAAGAUAACAAGAACUCAAGGUUGGAUUUGCUUGCAUUAUGUUCUAGGAGUGAGCUGCAUAUUAAAGACGAUGAGAAAAUUCCGGUUCCCAUUUUCAGAUUGCCAGCAGAAGCAAAAGCGGCGUUGUUCAAGUGGGUGACCUCAGAUGUGAAGUUUUCAGAUGGAUACGUAUCAAAUCUAUCAAGAUGUGUUGAACAGGGGCAUAAAUUUUCAGGGAUGAAGAGUCAUGACUGUCAUGUGUUUAUAAAACGAUUUCUACCAUUUGCAUUUGCGGAGUUGCUUCCAAAAAAUGUUCACGAAGCACUUGCAAGUAUUGGAGCUUUUUUUAGAGAUCUAAGCUCACGUACCUUAACUGAAGAUGUCAUCAGACAACUUGAUGAGAAUAUCUGGAUCUUAAUGUGCAAUAUGGAGAAAAUUUUUCCUCCAUCAUUUUUUAACGUCAUCGAACAUCUAGUUGUCCACCUUACGUAUGAGACAUUGCUUCGUGGACCGGUGCAUAAUGGUUGGAUGUAUCCUUACGAGCGAUCCAUGAAACAUUUGAAAGGGAAAUCAAAAAAUCUUGCAAGGGUGGAAGGUUUAAUCGUUUCUUGGAGUUUGAAUGAAGAAACAUCUCACUUCACCUUGUACUACUUUGGGUCACAAGUCCGUACACGAAAAAGGGCUCCAACUAGAUAUGAUGACGAUGGUGUUAUGCCGAGAUAUAUUGUUGAAGAUGUUCCAUACAUAUUCUGUCAGAUUAGACGUCUAGGUGGAAAACUAAAAGAAGUUUGGUGGUCGAGUACAGAAGACGCUCAGAUCGUCCACACAUAUAUACUCCUUAACUGCGAGGAGAUGCAGUUAUUCGAAAGCGAUUUUGUGGAUCAAGUUAAAGAAACUAUACCCGAAAUAUCAACUAAUGAUCUCAAUAAACGAAAAGACCAACACUUUGUUGAUUAUGAUGAUCCAGAUUACAGUUCGUGGGUUCAUGAAUUGAUACAAGGUCUCGUCGCUAAGGUCACCACAACACCUAUGUACUUCACACAAGGUUACAAUUUUCACACCUACGAGUAUGGAAGUCGUCGAGCAACGGUUAACUAUGGAAUAUGUGUGAAAGGUGAAAGAUAUUUCUAUGGGAUCUUACAAGAGAUCAUCGAAGUGGAAUUCCCUGGUUUAGUGAAGAUGAAAUGUGUCCUCUUCAAAUGUGACUGGUUCGACCCCACAGAGAAUAGAGGUGUUCGGUAUAACAAGUUUGGAGUUGUGGAUAUCAAUGCUACACGGAGCCGCUAUAAAAGUUACACCUCGGGCCGAGUAUUGAGUGAUGAACAACCGCCUUGGCAAGAAGAUGUCAUAAAUGAAGUGGACAUACCAGAAAAAGCUACAGAUGAAAUCUUACUUGUUGAUCCGCAAAACCCGAGAUAUGAAGAUCUGCCCUACGAAGUAGCGGAUGAAGCCAUCGAAGAUGAAUUUGAAGAAAGAGAUGAUCCGGAUGAUGGUUCUGAUGACGAGUGA